Messenger RNA from Saccostrea echinata, 1896 nucleotides. RefSeq names its product SPRY domain-containing SOCS box protein 3-like. The coding region runs from base 106 to 1083 and encodes 325 amino acids. Gene Ontology annotation, biological process: proteasome-mediated ubiquitin-dependent protein catabolic process. Gene Ontology annotation, molecular function: protein binding. The record is from RefSeq and is a predicted model, not a curated record. NCBI's taxonomy places the organism in Eukaryota, Metazoa, Mollusca, Bivalvia, Ostreida, Ostreidae. Gene Ontology annotation, cellular component: SCF ubiquitin ligase complex. The transcript has 4 exons.
CUACUACGAUGUUAUUGUGUUGACAGUGAGUGAGUGACAAUGUAGUAUUAAAAAAUGACAAUUUUUGGCAUUUUAUCGAGAGUCAAAGCAUAGUUUAUCAAGGCCAUGAGCGAAGUUUUAGCAAUAGAGAGUGCUUCAGCGGAUUUAAGCAGUGAUGAUGAUGACGAACUUGCGUCCAUUUUCUCCGAUCCCGAUGACGAAGAAUUAACACCACGACGUCGAGGAUUAUCGUGUGGAAUGGUCAGCAAGUCUAAGAGUGACUCCUUUUGUGACUGUCUGAAGAAAAAGAGAGAAAAGUUCUGUGUAUGCGGUGAGGAAAAUACAAGAUUUGAGUGGGUAUGGGAUGAUGAAUCCAAAUCAGCAGCUAGCUGUAUUAAAGAUGAUUUCCGUGAAGUGAUGUUUCAUAUUGACUAUAGUUGUGGUACUGCCGCAGUCCGUGGAACAAUGCCAAUGAAGAAUGAUCAGUACUUCUGGGAGAUUAAGAUGACAACACCAGUGUAUGGGACUGAUAUGAUGAUUGGGGUGUGCACCGGUGACCUGGACCUGAACCACUGCCGACAUAUAUUCUGCAGUAUGAUUGGUUUGGACAGUAAUUCUUGGGGAAUGUCUUACUCUGGACAGAUCCAACACAAACAAAUAAAAGAGUCCUAUUCCAGCAAGUUUGGCCAGGGUGCCAUUAUAGGAGUCCAUCUUGACAUGUGGCAUGGAACAUUAUCAUUUUACAGAAAUAGAAAACCAUUAGGAGUAGCAUACCAUGGACUUCAGGGGCGAAUUCUGUAUCCCAUCGUGUCAUCCACGGCCGCUAGGAGUGGGAUGAAGGUGAUCAGUAACAGUUCAUUUCCCACCUCCCUACAAUUCAUGUGUUGUCAAAUUAUGCGUAAAGUCAUACCCUCCCAUUUAGAUGUACUUAAAGAGGUCAGCCUUCCUCCAGGGUUGAGAGGGUUUCUGGAGAACAAUGUUAGGUGGCUCCUCAAGCCGUGUCCUGCACAAAGUGCCAACAAAGAGAAACCCAAAAAGAGGCCAGCAGAGGAAUCAGACUCGGAGGAAAAGCCCAAUACAAGUACAAAAAGGUUAAAGAUUUGAUGAGGGGACCAUUAUUGUUUAGUUCAAAAACUUGAAAAUUUUCUGUGGAACUAACCCAGAAAAAAAGGCAUGCUAUUGUGAACAUCACUACAAAGAAAUCAUGCCAAGAUUUCUCUUUUUGAAUCGGGACUCAAAGUCAUCAGUUAAAACUCAAUAUGUCAUUCAAAAUUUUUUGUAUUUUAAUCAUUCUCAUUGUCUAUAUGGAACAGUUUUAUUAUACAGUGUUAUUGUACAUGGCACUUCUUUGUACAAAGCAGUCUGAAGGAAUUACUAGCUUAGUGUGAACACUAAUGUUAAAAGUUUUUAAUUCUUGCAACAAUGUGCCAUAGUCAAAUAUUUCUCAAAAUAAGUUAAACAUGUCAAAACUUUUAAUAUACUUACUAUAUUUCAUCUGGUAUAAUUGUAUGCUAUACAACUGUACAACAAAUGCUUUAGUCGUGUUAACCUUAAGGUUUUCCAGUACUGUUUAAGCACCUAAAAAAUCAGCUUGAUAUUUCUAUCAACACCUAUUUCAGUGCAACUUCAUAUAUUUUUUUUUAUAUUUUCACAUAGAUAUAAUCAGUUGUGGUAUACAUGUAUUAUUGUCAUUAUAAAUACAAGGUGGAAAAUAAUGUCUCCUAGUGUUUUUCAAUUGCAUUUUCAGAAUUUGUUAGCUGGUUUAUUUUUUGUGGGAUAUAUUUUUCAAAUCAUUACAUAUUUGUAGUUUUUCUGACCAUCUAUCAUGAUCAUUGAAGCAAAGAUGUUUCUACUGUGUUGCAACUAGUGCUACAUUUUACAAUUAUUUUUAGUUAAAUAAAACUGUAUUAAAUUUUA